AUGGGUAUCUACAGCAUGGGUAUCUACAACACGGGUAUCUACAACACGGGUAUCUACAACACGGGUACCUACAACAUGGGUAUCUACAACACGGGUAUCUACAACACAGGUACCUACAACAUGGGUAUCUACAACACGGGUAUCUACAACAUGGGUAUCUACAACAUGGGCAUCUACAACACGGGUACCUACAUCACGGGUACCUACAACAUGGGCAACUACAACACGGGUAUCUACAUCACGGGUACCUACAACAUGGGCAUCUACAACACGGGUAUCUACAACACGGGUACCUACAACAUGGGUAUCUACAACACGGGUAUCUAUAACACGGGUAUCUACAACACGGGUAUCUACAACACGGGUAUCUACAACACGGACACCUACAACACGGACACCUACAACACGGCUAUCUACAACAUGGGUAUCUACAACACGGGUACCUACAACACGGGUAUCUACAACAUGGGUACCUACAACACGGGUAUCUAUAACACGGGUAUCUACAACACAGGUAUCUACAACACAGGUAUCUACAACAUGGGUAUCUACAACACGGGUAUCUACAACACGGGUACCUACAACACGGGUGUCUACAACACGGGUAUCUACAACACGGGUAUCUACAACACGGGUACCUACAACACGGGUAUCUAUAACAUGGGUAUCUACAACACGGGUAUCUACAACACGGGUACCUACAACACGGGUAUCUACAACUACAACACGGGUAUCUACAACACGGACACCUACAACACGGGUAUCUACAACAUGGGUAUCUACAACUACAACACGGGUAUCUACAACACGGACACCUACAACACGGGUAUCUACAACAUGGGUAUCUACAAGACGGGCACCUACAACACAGGUAUCUACAACACGGGUAUCUACAACACGGACACCUACAACACGGGUAUCUACAACAUGGGUAUCUACAACACGGGCACCUACAACACGGGUAUCUACAACAUGGGUAUCUACAACACGGGCACCUACAACACGGGUAUCUACAACAUGGGUAUCUACAACACGGGUAUCUACAACACGGGUAUCUACAACACGGACACCUACAACACGGGUAUCUACAACAUGGGUACCUACAACACAGGUAUCUACAACACGGGUAUCUACAACAGGGGUAUCUACAACACCGACACCUACAACACGGGUAUCUACAACAUGGGUAUCUACAACACAGGUAUCUACAACACGGGUAUCUACAACACGGGUAUCUACAACACGGGUACCUACAACACGGGUAUCUACACACGGUAA
Molecule: messenger RNA, 1278 nt
Organism: Haliotis rubra (blacklip abalone)
Lineage: Eukaryota; Metazoa; Mollusca; Gastropoda; Lepetellida; Haliotidae
Exons: 1
Coding region: 1-1278 (425 amino acids)
Source: RefSeq, a predicted model, not a curated record